Molecule: messenger RNA, 1347 nt
Organism: Torulaspora globosa
Lineage: Eukaryota; Fungi; Ascomycota; Saccharomycetes; Saccharomycetales; Saccharomycetaceae
Gene: GPA1
Product: guanine nucleotide-binding protein subunit alpha
Exons: 1
Coding region: 1-1347 (448 amino acids)
Biological process (GO): G protein-coupled receptor signaling pathway
Cellular component (GO): heterotrimeric G-protein complex
Molecular function (GO): G-protein beta/gamma-subunit complex binding; GTPase activity; GTP binding
Source: RefSeq, a predicted model, not a curated record
AUGGGGUGUGCAGCAAGCAGCAAUCUGGCCGAGGACGAGAACGAUCCGUUCCUGCAGGGCCAGCGGGCCAACGACUCGAUCGAGCGGUCGAUGCAACUGGAGAAGCAGAAGAGCAGAAACGAGAUCAAGCUGCUGUUGCUCGGGGCCGGCGAGUCCGGGAAGUCUACGGUGUUGAAGCAGCUGAGGCUGCUUCACAAGGGCGGGUUCACGCACCAGGAGCGGCUGCAGUACACGCAGGUGAUAUGGGCGGACGCGAUACAGUCGAUGAAGAUCCUGGUGAUACAGGCGAGGAAGCUGGGGAUCGCGCUGGACUGCGACGAUCCCAUGCGGCACCCGGAGCUGUUUGAAUGCAAGCGGGUUCUGCUCAAGGCGAAGGCGCUGGAGUUUAUCGAUGCGGGCGUAGCGGGAGGGUCGGAGUUUCUGAGCGACUACGUCUUGAAGUACUCGGAGCGGUACGAGACCAAGAGAAGGGUGCAGAGCACCGGGGUGGCGAGGGCGUUCGACCCCGAGGACGCGGUGCGGCCUGCGGGCAGCACGCUGGACCUGCGAGAGAUCUCGAAGAACCUGGAGGACGGGACCGCCGACGGGCAGAUGUUCAUCAAAGAGCAGCAGCCGCAGCCGCAGCGGGAGUGCUCGAACGAGGAAAUCGCACAGGCGAUGAAGCAGCUGUGGACAAGGGACCGCGGCAUCAGACAGUGCUACGCGCGCUCGAACGAGUUCCAGCUCGAGGGCUCCGCAGGGUACUAUUUCGACCAUCUGGACAACUUUGCUCGUCCGGACUACGUUUGCUCGGACGAGGACAUCCUGAAGGGCCGCAUCAAGACCACGGGCAUCACCGAGAGCGAGUUCACGAUCGGGUCGUCGAAGUUCAGGGUGCUGGACGCCGGGGGACAGCGGUCCGAGAGAAAAAAGUGGAUCCACUGCUUCGAGGGGAUCACCGCGGUGCUGUUUGUGCUCGCGAUGAGCGAGUACGACCAGAUGCUGUUCGAAGACGAGCGCGUGAACCGGAUGCACGAGUCGAUCAUGCUGUUCGACACGCUGGUGAACUCGAAGUGGUUCCGCGACACGCCGUUCAUCCUGUUCCUCAACAAGAUGGACAUCUUCGAGGAGAAGGUGAAGCGGAUGCCCAUCCGCAAGUACUUCCCGGACUUCCAGGGCCGCGUCGGCGACGUCGAAGCGGGCAUCCAGUACUUCGAGAACAUAUUCCUGAGUCUCAACAGAAACAGCAACAAGCCCAUCUACGUCAAGAGAACGUGUGCCACAGACACCCAGACGAUGAAGUUCGUGCUCACCGCGGUCACCGAUCUGAUUACACAGCAGAAUCUCAAGAAGUCUGGAAUUAUCUGA